Messenger RNA from Acytostelium subglobosum LB1, 1035 nucleotides. RefSeq lists its product as hypothetical. NCBI's taxonomy places the organism in Eukaryota, Evosea, Eumycetozoa, Acytosteliales, Acytosteliaceae. The transcript is spliced from 3 exons. The record is from RefSeq and is a predicted model, not a curated record. Gene Ontology annotation, biological process: adenylate cyclase-modulating G protein-coupled receptor signaling pathway. Gene Ontology annotation, cellular component: heterotrimeric G-protein complex. The coding region runs from base 1 to 1035 and encodes 344 amino acids. Gene Ontology annotation, molecular function: GTPase activity; G protein-coupled receptor binding; guanyl nucleotide binding.
AUGGGCUGCACAAUCAGCACGGAAAAGAAGCAAAGUUCAGCAAUUGACAAAGAGCUGGCAAAUGAAAAAAGACACUUGGACAGGGAAAUCAAAGUCCUGUUACUAGGCGCUGGAGAAUCUGGCAAAUCAACAAUUGCCAAACAGAUGAGAUAUAUACAUACGGAUGGAUUUAAGGAUGAUGAGGUUAAGGAUUUUAGGGACAUUAUGCAAUCAAAUGUAUUACAAUGUCUACAGACUUUGAUUAGAAAUCUGGAACAAUUCAAUCUCAAUGUUGAGGAUCCAUUAACUGAUCGCGCCAAACAUUAUGCACGAUGCAACACCUUUGAACUGCCACUAGAGUCACACAUGUGCGAUGACAUCAAAAGUCUAUGGAGUGACCCAGCCAUCCAACAACUCUACGAAGAUCAUCGUGACAAGAUCAAUCUUCCAGAUGUAGCAGGAUAUUGCAUGAAACAUAUUGAUAGAAUUGGAGCGGAGGAUUAUAUACCGACACAGGAUGAUGUAUUGAGAUGUCGCCAGAGGACCACGGGCAUGAAGGAGACAGAGUUCAUGGUGGAGGAUGUAAAGUUUAGGUUGCUGGACGUGGGCGGCCAGAAGAAUGAGAGGAAGAAGUGGAUGCACUACUUUGACGACGUCCGUACAAUUAUAUUCUGUGUAUCACUUAGUGAUUACAAUAUGAAUCUGGUGGAGGAUGGCGCCACAAAUCGCCUGCAGGACAGCGUCAAGCUCUGGGCGGACAUUGUCAACAACCCGCUGUUCAAGAACGUGUCGAUCGUGCUGUUCUUCAACAAGAACGACCUGUUCCGCGAGAAGAUCAUCAAGGAUCCAAUUGUAAACUAUCAUCGCGAGUUCCAAGGCGGCAGUGACUAUGACCGCUGUCUGGAGUUCAUUCGCAACAAGUACCUGUCACGUGUCCCACCUGGCAAGUCCAUCGUGGCCCACGUCACCACUGCCAUCGACGUCGAGAACAUCACUGUAGUGUUUGAUGCCGUUCGCAGGAACAUCAUCAAUCAGAUACUCAAGAUACACUUUUAG